UUACUGUUUAAAAUAAUUAUAUUCUGUCUAAAAUGACAAUUGAAAAGACUAAAAAUGAUGAACAAAUUUGUAAAAUUUAAUAUCCAAUAAAUGACAGUAAUUUCGAUAACAUUGUAAGUGCAACUUAUUCGUUCCGAAUAAUCUUAAACAAAACUCUCGUUGAUCCGGGAGUAGAGCCUACACGGUCUCCGCCGCGUUUGUCCGUUUAAGAUGACGUUUUGCACAUCCGUCCGGAACGCUUGGCCUACAGGGUGCGAACAAGCAAUCGCUCGAGCGAUACAUCACUCGGAACGUACGUGCGCCGAGUUCGAGCGAUGAACAACCGAGGAUGUUCAACCGUAACGGUGCUAAUAGUGGGCCAGCGGCACGCCCCGCGCUAUGUUACUAUCACGGUGAUAGAGCGCACGCACAGCGACUUGGGUGCGUCGUCAACGUGAUCGCCGGAGGUGGACGGAAGGAAGAAAAAAAAAAGCCUCCACAACAAUUCGGUUGGCGGUCACCGCAUCGUCCAGUGUUGUAUCAUCUACCGGUGUGUAUAUGCGGCGAUGCAUAAUGUACGCGUUACGUGCCGAGAACGCGAUGAGAUAUUGAUAAGACGGUGGCUGAUAAUUAUUAUAUGCGCAUCUAUUAUCAAUAUUAUCAUUAAAUUAUUCCAAUCAUUUAAAUUUGAAUUUUUUCGCGGAUAAUUUGUAACGUCCGCGAACCCGGUCGGCGGCGCCCGGUGAGUACACGGUUCCCGCACGGCCGUCCGUUGCGGUCGGCCUGGCUGUGGUUCCCGUGCGUGCGGCUCUGAUCAGCAAGUCACUUUUGUUCGCCUUACAGAUGGUCAACGGUUGCGAGAUGAACGGCGGCGCUGCCACGGCCGUGGUGGUCGCCGCGGUCGAACCGUCCACAUCGGCCAGGUCCAAGCGUCGGGUGCGCGGCAACACCAGCCGUACGGUUACACUGCAGAUGCUACUCGACACCAGAAUACUCGAGCCCGGUGACUCGGUGUUGUCCCUCGAGUACAUGGGUCAACGAUUUGAAGGAGAUUUAUUACCAGAUGGUAAAAUUCGAUCAGUUGAAACAUUAAAUGAAUAUGCAUCUCCUAGUGCAUGGGCCUACAACUGUAAAAGCAUAAUUAAUAAAAUAAAAAAAGCUGGUUGCGGAUGGUCAUCUAUUCGAUAUAAAGGAAAAAAACUGGAUGCAUAUAAACAUGCGUAUUUUAGAAAAAGAGAAUCUUCAAAUGUAGAAUCCAUAAAGCACAAUACAAUACAAGUAGAAGAUAUGGAAUCUAAUGAUAUGAAAUAUAAAACUCAAAAUGAGAUAUUACCAUCGACAUCACCAAAUGAUUCAUCCAUUGCAAAAGAACCUAUAAAAUUUAGUGAAAUACGUUCGAGAUCUAGCAAUCAAAAUCUCAAUACAUUAGUGGAAUGUACUAAUUGGUCAUAUAUUAAUAAAGUACAACCAUUUUAUGUGAACAUAUCAGCAAAUGCUACAUUGCUUCUAGAUUUUCAUUGUCAUUUAACAAGUUCAGAAGUUGUUGGGUAUCUUGCUGGAUAUUGGGAUUUUCCAACUCAAACGCUAACCAUUAAAAAUGCAUACCCGUUCAGAAGUCGUUUACAUGAUACAGAACUCACUUCAUUAAUUGAAGAAGAAAUAAGAAAUACAUUUACAGCAAAAAAUAUGGUAUUAGUUGGAUGGUAUCAUUCACAUCCUGAGACUAUUGCUACACCUACAUUAAAAGAUAUUGAAGCCCAACUUGAUUAUGAAGUACAAAUAAAAGGACCAACUGUUGAAUCCUACAUUCCAUGUGUUGGGAUUAUUUGCUCACCUUAUGACAAAGGUAAAUCAACUUUUGAUUCAACAAUUACAUGUUAUUGGGUAUUACCAUCAUUCGAAAAUGAAAUUCAUAACUAUGGACGUCCGAUGAACAUGAAUUUCACUACUAAACCAGAAAAAUCAUUAUCACUAGAUAUAGUUAUGGCAUUAAAAAAAUGUGUGGAUUUUAAUAAGUAUGAUCCAGAUUUUAUAAAUUUUAAAAAUAAAUAUAAAAAUGAUGUCACAUAUUUGGAAAAAUUAAAGAUAUCAUUGACUGACAAAUUUCCAGAAGAUGACACAAUACACAAAUCAUUAUGGAAUUUCCUCAGUGAAAUAGUUUGUACUGGUAGUUCAGGCGAUUCGGCAAAAAACAAUUUACAACAUUUAAUAUCUAUCAUAUCUUCACGUCAACUGUUACUGUCAACAUCAUGUUUUCAGACACACAGUUCUUUAUCUGAACAUUUGGAAUCUCAUUUGAAAUCUUGUAAUGCUAAUAAUCUUGCAUCAAAUGAAAUGCCUACUACUAGUGAUGCAUCAAAAAUAACCUCAGAAAGUAUAGCCAGUUCUCUAUUUAAUGAUUUAGAUUUUUCUAAAGCUAUGUCUUUAAUAGGACUUUCUCCAUCCCGGUAUCAAACCAAUCCUUUAAAAUAGGUUUAAAGUACUUCUUAAUUUAAACAUUUGUUGUAUCUAUAGAAUCACUGAUAUAAUUAUUAGUAGGAUAUAAUAUGCAAUAUGUA
This is a messenger RNA of Sipha flava (yellow sugarcane aphid), 2537 nucleotides long. RefSeq names its product MPN domain-containing protein. Gene Ontology annotation, cellular component: BRCA1-A complex; BRISC complex. Gene Ontology annotation, biological process: double-strand break repair. The coding region runs from base 823 to 2451 and encodes 542 amino acids. The record is from RefSeq and is a predicted model, not a curated record. Gene Ontology annotation, molecular function: polyubiquitin modification-dependent protein binding; metallopeptidase activity. Lineage: Eukaryota; Metazoa; Arthropoda; Insecta; Hemiptera; Aphididae. The transcript is spliced from 9 exons.